UGAGUACGCUACGCGUACGGCACGGUGCGUAGCGCAUGUGUCGCACUGUGCGUUACGCGGAACGUCAUACGCGUCAUACGUAUACAAUGCGGUAUCGGCAUACGGAGUAUUACUGGCUCGUUUGACGAUUCUCUCGUUCGCGUUCGCGAUAGUCACACGUUGGCGAAGUGUUAUAAUAUCUCGUCUCCUCUUCUCUCCCUCUCUCUCUCUCUCUCUCUCUCUCUCCGCGGCCUGGCAUGAAAUGUCAAGCGUCCUGCGUUACCAUGGGCUGAAUCUCGACGUGCUGUCAGAUAUCGCGCGAAGAGGCGAGAGGACCGCGUACCCGGGGGGAAGUAUUCGAGAGUUGGAGCGACAGAUUCAAGAGACGGGAAGGCCGGAGUGAAAGUGGAAGUAAAGUCGCUCGUUCGGGUCUCUUUUCCCCCUUUUCCGUCGUAAACGUAUUUUCCCAGCGGACGGGGACGGAACAAAGGCCCGCGACCACGAGUCACGAGAAGGCGACCCAUCAUCGCGCCGACCCGUGCCGAUGUUCGAUCGCCAGCGAUGGAGCCCGAGGAGCCUCUCAUGCAGGGGAUACUGCUGCUACCGCCGCAAGGAAUGCUAGGCCAGCUCAAGAAAACCUGGCACAAGAGAUUCUGCCAGCUUUUCAGAACGAGUAACUACGGGAUCAAACGCGUCGAGAUUUAUGACAAUCAGGAAGAAGCGAUAAUGCAGUCCCAUUCUCCACGCAUCAUCACGCUGGAUGCCUGUAUAAAAAUUGCACCCAGCAAUCAGUCGCAUGUCUUUACUGUAGUGACUAAAUCAGGAAUACACUAUUUUGGCUGUUACUCGGAAAUUGAGAUGACUCACUGGAUCACAGCGUUUCAAUUAGUCGCAUUCAAGGACAGUGUAUCGAAUCAAAUCGAAGAAAAUAACGAUCUGUAUUGUACUAGUGGAGAAGGUGUAUUUUCCGUGAAAGUUGUAGAAACGGAUGCGUCUAAGCGGUGCGGAUUGGAAGCAAGAAACUAUACUUUGGUUGUUGCCGCCGUGGACAUGAAGCUGAUGGACGGUGAUGUUGUUCUAUUCACAUGGCCAUACAGGUAUAUCAGGAGAUACGGAUAUAGAGAUGGAAAGUUCAUCUUCGAGGCCGGGAGAAAGUGCGAGUCCGGCGAGGGAUCCUUUCGCCUGGAGCAUGGUAGCCAACAGGAGAUCUUCCGAUGUAUGUAUGCCAAAAUGAAGUCCAUGAAGAAACUGUUGGACGAAGAAAGUAAUCCAAACAUAGAAUGCAACGACACCCAAUUCCAGGCAGCCUUAUCUAUGGAGCCUGGCUCUAGAGCGGCUUUACCACCCUCUUCAAACAAUUCUAGCAAUUUGAUUGAUAUAGAUUUUUCUACGCAAAGUUCUCAGAAGCCCUUGACUUCGUCAUCGAGUAUGGAUUCUACAAUCUCAUCGAAUAGGUCGAUAAAUAAGUCCAAGCCCGCCAAACCACCACGAAAAUACGUCUUCCCUAAUCUGCUCGAGAAAAAAUGUCUCGACUCGACAGAAUUUCUAGAUUUGCCUACAUGCGGAGAAUAUAGAACUAUAAGUCAAGGUAAUUCUCCGGAAUUAUCUCAUAAGAGUAUCAGCAGUGUUAUGCGCGAGAACGAGGAGAAACACUCAUACGAUUUAGUGGAAAUUAGGAAUGACGCUUGGAAGACGCACGGUAUCGAUAGCGUACAUCAUACAGAAAGAAUAAAUUCGAGUCUACCUAGCGAAAGAGAUAAGGAGAACGAUAACGACGAUUUGCAAUAUGAAAUUAUGAUGCCGAUACGGAAUCACGAUGCAUUCCAAAAUUCAUGCAAAAGUAAAUGCAGCGAUAACGCAAUUGUCACGCCAUCGGCGAUACAAAGUGUCGCCAAGACAGACGAAUCGGAUUACGAUAAAUUAGAACACUUUGGAUCCGCGACGAAACUUAAUCAGAAGUCUACGUACAAGUAUACGAAUUCCUCGCAAAGCAUACAUUCCAACGUCUCUCACGGGGAAAGUUCUAAUCUUGUUAAUCCGACGUGGUCUAAUUACGAGCUCGUCGAAGAUAUGUCCGCUAUCAGGCUAGCCGACGACAGCCAUCUCGGUUAUGGAAUUAUCCGGAAAAAGCCGGAUCUUUCCGAUACAACUUCCACGGGUAAUACCGCGGGUGGUCCACAGCAUAAAGUUUUCAACAACAGCGAAUAUGCAAUUGUAUCGAAACCAAAAAGGGUGUAAAAUACCCAUUGAGAGGAUACAUUCGAGUAUCCUUUCAAAACAUGACGACCAUGCCACAAAAAUUCGCUUCUACAAAAUUCUUACCUUUUUGUAAUUAUUUGUAAGGAUAUGAAGAAUAUGCUAGUCUACACCGCGUGUGGUGAGAAUAAAAGUAUUUCUCUUGCUUUAUAGAAUGAUUGACACGCGUUGCAAAAUGAUAAAAAUAAUUUCAUUAUUUUCGCAU
Molecule: messenger RNA, 2440 nt
Organism: Trachymyrmex septentrionalis
Lineage: Eukaryota; Metazoa; Arthropoda; Insecta; Hymenoptera; Formicidae
Gene: Dok
Product: docking protein 1
Exons: 5
Coding region: 541-2217 (558 amino acids)
Biological process (GO): cell surface receptor protein tyrosine kinase signaling pathway; positive regulation of MAPK cascade
Cellular component (GO): cytoplasm
Source: RefSeq, a predicted model, not a curated record